AUCUAACAACUCCAUUAAUUUAUGAAAUAUUUACACCUUUGUUGUCCAGUCUUUGUCUCAACUCUCACGAUCUCCUGUUUCCACCCUUCUCCCUCGAAUCUUCGUCUCUUACCUCUACACUUUCUCUCUCUUCACUCUCCAGUAAGUAGUUGGGUUGUUGUUCAUUCAAAUCAUAUGAAUUAGUCAUUCAUUCAUUCAUCAUCUUAUGUAUUAAUUGAUUCAUGAGAUCGUUUUAUUGAGCUUCUAACUGUUGUGCUUCGUGAUUUAUUUUAAUGUUUUGAGGCCCAUACAGAUAUCCAAGCUAUUGUAGUUUCUUUGUUAAUUCAGCUUGAUUUGGGUUUAUGUGGGGUUUGAGGAAUUGAGGUGUUAGAAGCAAUUUUGACUUGAAUGAUGAUGAUGAUGAUGAUGAUGAUGGUGAUGAUGGUGAAUUGGUGAUGGUGAUGGUUGUGGUAUAAAUCGUCGCGGAUUUUCUGUCAUUUUGCUUAGAAAUAGAAGAUUGGGAUGAUUGGUUCUUGGGGUUCUUAGAUUCUGUUGAUGUAUUCCUCUGAGAUGUUGUUUUGUGCUGUAUUAAGACCAUGAAAAAUCUCAGCAGGAGUACAUCUUCUAGUAGGAGUACAUCUUCUAAUAGGAGGAAUGCUACCUCCAUUGUUAGUCCAAAGGUGCUUCUUCAUAGAGAUAACUUCAAUGGACUUCGUCGAGAUAGUUGGGUUUCGAGGAAUCUGUAUAUUCUCAUCAUUAUUGGACCAUUGGUUACCUUUUGCUUGGGUUUAUCUUAUGGGUAUCUCUAUGUUUUCCCCAAUCGUGGGCAGGCGUUGCAUGAGUAUCCUGCUUCGUCGAGGAUAUGUGAUGCCUUUGAUGGGAGUUGGGUGUUGGACUAUAGUUAUCCUUUGUACAACUCUUCUCUGUGUCCUUUUGCGGAACAAGGUUUUAAUUGCUUGGGUAAUGGGAGGAAAGAUAAAGAUUACCUCAAAUGGAGAUGGAAGCCCAAAGAUUGUGACAUCCCAAAGUUCAAUGCAUCUAAUAUGUUGGAAAGGCUUCAAGGUAAAAGGAUUGUUUUUGUAGGAGAUUCUAUGAGUAGGACACAAUGGGAGUCUUUUAUAUGCCUGCUUAUGACAGGAGUUGAGGAUAAGACGAGUGUUUAUGAAGUGAAUGGUAGGAGCAUAACGAAAACCAUAAGACACUUGGCUGUUCGCUUUUUUUCCUUUAAUUUAUCAGUGGAGUUCUACCGGUCUGUUUUCUUAGUCCAGCCUGGUAUGGCACCAAAGCAUUCGCCAAAGAGAGUAAAAACAACACUCAAGCUUGACAAAAUGGAUGACAUUAGUAAGGAAUGGGUCGAUUCAGAUGCUCUAAUAUUCAACUCGGGACAUUGGUGGAUACCAUCAAAAUUAUAUGAAACGGGUUGCUAUUUUCAAUUAGGUGGUUCACUGAAACUUGGGAUGUCAAUUGCUUCAGCCUACAAAGUAGCUAUGUCCACCUGGGCUUCAUGGGUGGAAGAGUCAGUAAACUCAACAAGAACACGUGUUUUCUUUCGUACUUUUGAGCCAUCUCACUGGAGUAACCAAUCCAACGCACAUUGCAAUGUGACUCAAUUUCCAACAUCAGGGAUUGGAAAUAGUCAACAGAACCCAUUCUCGGAUUUUGUAACUGAUACAGUGAAAAGGAUGAAGUUUCCAGCUACUAUGUUGCAGAUCACUUCCAUGUCAGCCUCUAGGAGUGAUGCACAUGUAGGUAACUGGAGUGACCGUAAAUCUCUGACCGACUGUAGCCACUGGUGUCUGCCUGGAGUACCCGACUUUUGGAAUGAAAUUCUGCUGUCUCGCCUUUUCUCCUAUUAGAUCGACUGAUACGAGACAGAUCAAGUUCGAUUCUUCAAAUCCUAUUCUCCAUUAUACAUUUCUUGUCCUCUUUUUGAUAGGACAUAUACAUACCUUGGAGAAGUUUCGGCGAGUGUAUCAGUAUAGAAAGUUUUGUUAGAGACACCAUCAUCACCCACUCAGUUUCUUCCCUCCUGUGAUUUAAUUUUACGUGUAUGAUGAGGGGAUGUAAUUGAAGCCUUUGGAGGUUCAUUUCAGGGUUGUAUUCUUUCAUUCACAUUUUGAUCAAUUGUUGUAUUUUAGAAUAUACGAGUUCUUGUUCAUUUUUA
Molecule: messenger RNA, 2143 nt
Organism: Beta vulgaris subsp. vulgaris (sugar beet)
Lineage: Eukaryota; Viridiplantae; Streptophyta; Magnoliopsida; Caryophyllales; Amaranthaceae
Product: protein trichome berefringence-like 7
Exons: 5
Coding region: 576-1835 (419 amino acids)
Cellular component (GO): Golgi apparatus
Molecular function (GO): O-acetyltransferase activity
Source: RefSeq, a predicted model, not a curated record